Nipponia nippon (crested ibis) is the source of this 2193-nucleotide messenger RNA. The record is from RefSeq and is a predicted model, not a curated record. NCBI's taxonomy places the organism in Eukaryota, Metazoa, Chordata, Aves, Pelecaniformes, Threskiornithidae.
AUGGAGGAAACAUACAAAGAUAGGACUUCAUUAGUGAAAGGGGCAAAAGAUAUUGCCAAAGAGGUGAAGAGGCAAGCGGUGAAAAAAGUGAAUAAAGCUGUUGACAAAGCUCAGGAUGGCUACACACAGAGAUCCUACAACCGAUUCCAGGAUGAGGAAGAUGACGACGAUUACUACAUCCAAGGAGGAAAUUAUGGUGUAGAAGCUAAUGAUGAUGAAGAAUCAAGUGAAGCAACUGAAGGACAUGACGAAGAUGAUGAAAUUUAUGAAGGGGAGUAUCAGGGAAUCCCUAACAUGGGGCAGGGCAAGAUUGGCAUGGUGGCCCUCGAGCAGCCUAUGCGUGAUGAAUAUAAGGAUCGUCAUGAACUGGAAACAAAGAGGAAAGCUGAUGAAGAAGAGCUAGCACAGCAGUAUGAACUGAUAAUACAAGAAUGCGGCCAUGGUCGUUUCCAGUGGGCCCUCUUCUUUGUGUUGGGAAUGGCCCUAAUGGCUGAUGGGGUUGAAGUUUUUGUAGUUGGAUUUGUGUUGCCCAGUGCUGAAACAGAUAUGUGUAUACCCAAUUCUGGAUCAGGAUGGCUUGGUAGCAUAGUGUACCUUGGGAUGAUGGUGGGGGCAUUCUUCUGGGGAGGCUUGGCAGACAAGGUGGGAAGGAGGCAGUCACUCCUGAUAUGCAUGUCUGUCAAUGGAUUCUUUGCCUUCCUUUCAUCAUUUGUCCAGGGCUAUGGCUUCUUCCUCUUCUGUCGCUUGUUUUCUGGAUUUGGGAUUGGUGGAGCUGUGCCAACAGUCUUCUCCUAUUUUUCCGAAGUGCUUGCUCGGGAGAAACGAGGUGAACACCUGAGUUGGCUCUGUAUGUUUUGGAUGAUUGGUGGCAUCUACGCUUCUGCAAUGGCUUGGGCAAUAAUUCCUCAUUAUGGAUGGAGUUUCAGCAUGGGCUCUGCCUACCAGUUCCACAGCUGGCGGGUAUUUGUGAUCGUCUGUGCACUGCCCUGUGUCUCUUCCGUGGUAGCCCUCACCUUUAUGCCAGAAAGCCCACGGUUCUUGCUGGAGGUUGGAAAACAUGAUGAAGCUUGGAUGAUACUCAAGCAAAUUCAUGACACAAACAUGCGAGCUCGUGGUCAGCCUGAGAAAGUCUUCACAGUUAACAGAAUCAAAACUCCAAAGCAGAUAGACGAACUCAUAGAAAUAGAGAGUGAUACAGGAACUUGGUAUAGGAGGUGUUUUGUUAGAAUUCGCACAGAGCUAUAUGGUGUAAGUAACAACAUCUCUGUUUGUUCUGGAGCUGCUCGUCCUCACACAGAUUUCCAAACAAGUGACAUUGACAACUGAGAUUUUUCUGUUUUUCACAGCUACUACGGCUUAUCUGUCUGGUUUCCCGAUGUCAUUAAACAUCUGCAGUCAGAUGAGUAUGCGUCCCGAGUGAAACAUUUCCACAAUGAGGAGGUUUCACAUUUCGUCUUCAACUUCACACUGGAAAAUCAGAUUCACAGCAAUGGACAAUACAUCAAUGACAGGUUUAUUAUGAUGAAGUUUAAAUCAGUAACCUUUGAAGAUUCACUUUUUAAGAACUGUGUGUUUGAAGACAUUACUUCACUGAACACAUACUUCAGGAACUGUACUUUCGUGAAUACCACCUUCUACAACACAGAUCUCGAGCAAUAUAAAUUUGUUGACAGCGAAUUGAUAAAUUGCACAUUUUUCCACAUCAGGACAGGAUGCCAGAUUUCUUUCGAUGAUGACUACAGUGCCUACUGGAUUUACUUUGUUAAUUUCCUGGGAACUUUGGCAGUGUUACCGGGGAAUAUUGUGUCCGCUCUCCUGAUGGAUAGAAUUGGACGGUUAACAAUGCUGGGUGGUUCCAUGGUUCUCUCUGGCAUCAGCUGUUUUUUCCUGUGGUUUGGGACCAGUGAAUCCAUGAUGAUAGGUAUGCUGUGCCUCUACAACGGCCUCACCAUCUCAGCGUGGAACUCUCUAGAUGUCAUUACUGUGGAGCUAUAUCCCACAGACAGAAGGGCAACAGGCUUUGGCUUUUUGAAUGCACUAUGCAAAGCAGCAGCUGUACUUGGAAACUUAAUAUUCGGUUCCCUUGUUGGUAUCACCAAAGCAAUCCCUAUUCUCCUUGCUUCUACUGUUCUAGUAUGUGGAGGUCUGGUAGGACUUCGGCUUCCUGACACAAGAACCCAGGUGUUGAUGUAA